AUGGAAACCAUUAACAAGUGUGUCAAGUUGAUAAAUAAAGGCUCAGUAAGCAAAAUCAGGGUGUGUGAAGAGUUAUGUUUAUGCCAAGAACAGCAAAGGGAAGAGAAUUCGUCCAAUUUCCAACUCAGUGAAGCUCCAGGUGCAAAAAUGGAAGAUGGGCAUGAGGAAGAUCAUGAUGACAUGAGUGAAUUAGAGGAUGAAGUGAAUGGCAAUGAUGAUGUAUCACAGGACCAUAAGGAAGGGGCUGGUAGGACAAAGGAUGGAAACGGCAGCAGUUCACUAGUUGUGUCAGUAGUUAAUGAGACGUGCUAUGAAGUGGGAGACCCAAGAGUAACUGGGACAGGUAAAAUGCAUCAGGUAAUUGAAUGUGUGGUUGUAAAUGUUUAUGCACCUAAUGAUAGGAGUAUGAGAAGGAUUUUAUGGAAAAUUUUGGGAAAUCUAAAGCCUAAGUUUUCCAAACCAUGGUGCAUUGGGGGAGAUUUUAAUGAAGUUGAAAUAGUGGUUGAAAGAAAAGGUUGUAUUAGGAGGGAUGGUGGAAUGAAUGAGUUCAAUGAUUUUGUAAAUACAUUAGAGUUAGUGGAUGUUCCAAUGAUUGGAAGGAAGUAUAAGUGGUGCAACUCACAGGAAAGGGAGAAGUGGAGUAGAUUGGAUAGAUUCUUAGUUAGCCCUGAAUGGUUAGAAUGGUUUAGUUUCAAAUUGUGGGGGUUGUCUAGAUCAUUAUAUAACCACUGCCCAAUAUUACUAAUGGAGGAUGAGAGAGAUUGGAGUCCUAAACCAUUUAGAUUCCUCAAUGCUUGGGUUCUCCACCCCACAUUCAUGAAUAAGGUAAAAUUAGUUUGGGACAGUACUCAGGUGGAUGGAUGGGCAGGAUUCAGACUAAAGGUUAAAUUGAAAUCCUUGAAGGAAACACUAAAAGUAUGGAACAAUGAAGUGUUUGGGAAUGCUGAGUACAAGCUCAAAGAGGCUGAGCAUGCAAUACAUGCAUUAGACUUGGUUGCUGAAGUAAGGCCUUUGAAUGAUGUUGAAUUAUCAAGAAGAAGAGAGGUUAAAUGGAAGAUUAGGAAGCUGAGAAAAAUGAAAGAAUGGUCAAUUGAACCUUAUCAAGCUGAGUUGAUGGUGAAAGAGUUUUCUGGAUCAGAAAUACGGGCUGCCAUUAAGGAGUGUGAUGGGAAUAACGCCCCUAGGCCUAAUGGAUUUAAUUUGAUUUGCAUCCAAAAGGGGUGGAGGAUAAUGAAGGAUGAUAUUCUCAAAUUCAUGGCAGAAUUUCAUGUGAAUGGGAGGUUGGUGAAGGGCCUGAGUGUUUCCUUUAUAUCAUUAAUCUCCAAGAAGGAAAACCCAACAACGUAUGAUACAGUAAAUUGGAGCUUCCUGUUUGAUAUGUUGGGAAAGUUUGGGUUUGAGACCAAGUGGGUGGAAUGGAUGAAGACUUGUUUAGGUUCAGCUAGAGUAUCAUUUCUAGUUAAUGGCUCUUCAUCUGAGGAAGUGUGUCCCCAAAAAGGGUUGAGGCAAGGGGAUCCAAUCUCACCAUUUUUGUUCAUUACCAUAGCUGAAGGGCUAAAUAUUUUGUUAUCAAGAGACAGAGAACUAGGACUGAUAAAAGGGGUCAUUAUUGGCAAUGAAGGAUUGAAGUUAUUCCAUCUACAAUUUGCUAAUGACACAAUCAAUUAUCAUAAGAGUGCUAUCAGUGGAGUGAGAAUUGAUGAGGUUACGGUUGCUAAUUUUGCUUCAAGAUUAAAUUGCAUGAGUCAACAACUUCCUUUUAAGUACUUGGGUAUGCCUUUAGGGGCUAAUCCUAGAAGAAAGCAAAUUUGGAAACCUGUAGUGGACAAGUUCAAGGCAAAAUUAGCUGGAUGGACAAGAAGAGUGCUCUCAUUUGCAAGUAGAGUGACUCUAAGUAACUCUGUGCUCUCCAACUUGCCAGUUUAUUACAUGGCCUUAUUUAAGAUGCCUCAAGGAAUAGCAAAGGAGAUUGAUAAGAUGCUAUUAGCAUUCCUUUGGGGUGACAUUGAUCUAAAGAGGAAGUUACACUUAGUGAAGUGGAAGGAAGUAACAGUGAGCUAA
Camellia sinensis is the source of this 2061-nucleotide messenger RNA. The record is from RefSeq and is a predicted model, not a curated record. NCBI's taxonomy places the organism in Eukaryota, Viridiplantae, Streptophyta, Magnoliopsida, Ericales, Theaceae.